This is a messenger RNA of Ceraceosorus guamensis, 846 nucleotides long. RefSeq lists its product as hypothetical. The transcript is spliced from 2 exons. Lineage: Eukaryota; Fungi; Basidiomycota; Exobasidiomycetes; Ceraceosorales; Ceraceosoraceae. The record is from RefSeq and is a predicted model, not a curated record. Bases 137 to 568 code for a protein of 143 amino acids.
CUGAUGCAGAGCUCUCCUUCCUGUCCGGUCUGAUAGGGUCGAGGUUGCCACUGUAUUCGCAAGCGACAGCGCCAUCUUGCGGCGGAAACAAGCCCAGCGGACCUUUGACGGCCAUUUUCCAAGCCAAUCGGAGUCCAUGCUGCUCGUCUUAUCCUUGGCCAGCCACGGCGCCAAGUCGUGGUGCGGUUCCGCGUCUCCCUUCUACAGCAAACGAUCAUCGUCAUCGUUGCGAAGAUCGACCGCACUGUGCUGGCUUUUGUUUUCUCCUCAGUCACUCUCCACACGAGGCAUCGGCGAACAACGGCAAACGACAAAAGCACAGAUUCGCUCUCGCAAAUUCUGCAACUUUCGUUCACGUGUGGCGCGGAGGCUUGUAGUUCCCGUAGAGCGUGCCAACGUAGCGAGAAAGGUGCGCGGUCGGGCGGAAAGUCAGGAGGAAUUCUUUCCUCCGCUUAAAAUCCGGCGCGCUCGAGACAAGGCUGCGCGGCGCAAGGCAUUUUCAAGGCAAGCAGCUAGUAGCCACAUAAGCAACCUUCAACGUCGGGCUUGGACUGCCGAGGCGGCCUGAGCGAAUUUCGGACACUAGGACGAGUGGAGCCUUGCAAGCAGAGAUCUGUCUCUCGAGUCGACGCUCGCACUUGCCAUGAUGCCCCUCUUGCUCAGCUGCUGCAAGCGAAAGUCUCUUGCGACAGAUGUGCUCUACGGCCAUGCACGGCUUUCCAAAAAUUCGGGUCGUUCCGAUCACAUCAGCAGCUCCAGCAGCCAUUCAUACUUCGAAGCUCAGAGCCGGCGCAAAGCGACGUGGUGCAUCACUCGCUGUUGUCCUGCAGCAGUCUUUUCUUCGGC